Phycodurus eques (leafy seadragon) is the source of this 6460-nucleotide messenger RNA. RefSeq names its product thyroid hormone receptor associated protein 3a (gene thrap3a). Gene Ontology annotation, cellular component: mediator complex. Gene Ontology annotation, biological process: positive regulation of transcription by RNA polymerase II. NCBI's taxonomy places the organism in Eukaryota, Metazoa, Chordata, Actinopteri, Syngnathiformes, Syngnathidae. The transcript has 11 exons. Gene Ontology annotation, molecular function: DNA binding; transcription coregulator activity. The record is from RefSeq and is a predicted model, not a curated record. The coding region runs from base 173 to 2848 and encodes 891 amino acids.
AGUGAGCCAGUCGCGCCUGUAGAUCACACAUAUAUUCGUACACACACGCACGGACGGAACACUACAGUAGAACAACUUUUGACGCUUUUUUAUCUGCUGCCUUAAUGUGAAGAAGCCACGACAACACUCAACAAAAAGCUGACCGUUUUUGGUGCCUGGCCUGCCAGCGGGGAUGUCCAGAGCCACGAGAUCAGCCUCUCGGUCUCCCAGCCCUUCGAGAUCCCAUUCCCGAUCUCGCUCCAGAUCCCGGUCCACCUCGCAGUCUCGAAGAAGUCAUUCGCGAUCUCGCUCCAGGAGACAUCGUUACAGCUCUAGGUCUCGGUCUCGAUCACGGUCCCGGUCAAGAUCUCAAUCUCCACUAUAUUACCGUGACAAGAAAUACCAAAACAGCCGGGAGUUCCGGGGCUACCACCGCGGAUUCCGGAGGCCAUACAACUUCCGAGGCAGAGGACGGGGCUUUUUCCCCCGCGGACGAUACCAGCGUGGUGGUGGUGGUGGUGGGAGAGGCUACAAUAACAACAAUAAUUUCCGUAACAACUGGAAAAAUCACAAGCAGAACCCCCAGAAGCAGCAAAAGCAGCAGCCACAAAACCAGUCCCGAGGGCGACCCUACAUUCAUAAAUUCUCCGGAAGCCCCCCUCCUCCCGGACACUCCCGCCACUCCGAUCGAUCCCUUUCUCCGUUAUCCAGGCAAUCCCAACAUUCUAACGCUUCCUCUCACGGCUCUUCUCCCAAAGCCCCUUUAGUGGCUAAUCAGAGUUCCAACAAUGUUAAGGAGGAGCUCUUGACCUCCAAGGAGGUCCAGAAAGAAGGGACAGAUGGAGAGAAAACAGAGGUGGGAGAUGCCCAAGAGGGUCAAAACAGUGGGACAACCCAGGGGGGCUGGCAAGUCUUGAUGGAAUGCAACAGAAGUCCAAAGAAAGCCAGUCCAGAAAAUCAUGCUGUCAAUGUUCAAAACAGUCAAACCUCAAACGAGGCCGGUACCUCGCUACAGACCGUGAAUGACACCAGCAAUGGUGCCCCCUCGUGGGAGACGAUGUGUAAUGCAACUUCUACAAAAAAGUUUUCACAGGAAGCGCUAAACCAAAUGCUUUCCAGCCUUGACGUCUUCAAGAGCGAAGAAUGUUCGGAUGGAGAUAAAAUGGCCAUCUCCAUUGCUUUCAGAAAGUUUUUGAAGGAGCACAAUAAAAAACCCAAACCCACUUGGGAAAACAGGAGAACACAGGCAGAUACUGUAGAGGAGGAUCAAGUCAAUAUAAACGGCCCAGCACCUGCAGGUGUCGCUGAGUUGCCGUCAAAGCGCUACAAAGAAGACCUAAAUGGCAAAGUGCCUUUAGACCAUUUGUUGAAGGAUUGUCCUUCUCUGUCUGAUGAGGAACGGAUGCUCCCCAAGCCUCAUUCAAAGUCUCUUAACAAAGACAGGCACAACGGGGAUGUCCACAACUCUAAUCCAAAGGUUGUUCAUCCUGCCAGAGAGCCGUUUGACGAGUGCUAUGAGAGAUGGCAAAAUGUGGCCUCCGCACAGGAGGAACCUGACGCCAUGGGAGAGGAGAUGUACACCGCUCUUAAAUCAGCUGCUGUCGCUCGGCGGGAAAUGGUGGGCACUUUUGAGGAGCUUGGUUGCAAACCCAGGAAAAUGUCAGAUUCUCCCUCCAUGCUACCGAUGAGGCGGAACUCUGACAGGGAGAUGUUUAUGAUGAAUGCAGAGGACUCAUCGCUGUUGUCCUUGAGAAAACCGGAGACCAAGAUUAAUGUCAGAAUGGAUUUCCUCGGCGACAGCUUGAUAGGCACUUCAGAGAUUUUAGCUCAAGAGCGACAGUUGUCUCAGGACUUGGUGCAAUCUUCAAAGAGGGGCCAGGAGUUCCGCUCUAUCUUUCAACACGUUCAAGCUGCUCCGAUGCAGAGAAGUCCCUCCGAGCUGUUUGCUCAGCACAUUGUGGCCAUCCUGCACCAUAUCAGAGCUCAGCACUUUGCGUCGUCCCGAAUGACUCUUAACGAGCGAUUCACUGUGUACCAAAGACAAGCUGCAGAGAAGGAGAGCAUGAAGCCUAGAAAAAGCCCAGAGAUUCACAGGAGAAUUGAUGUCUCACCAAGUGCUUUUAAGAAACACUCUCAGGUUUUUGAGGCAAUGAAAAGCUCAGAGGAUGGCACUAACAAGGAUGUCUGGGAAAAAACAAAGGGCGACCUGAUGGACCUGCGUUUGGAUAUCGAACGGCGUAAGAAAUAUUCCAGCCGAGAAAUAGAUUACGAACAUGAUGGGUUUGGAGAUUCCCCAGACACUAGUCGAGAGAGAUCUGAGGAACAUUUCUCAAAGAAAUCAAAGAUCAAUGAGAGCAAGUGCUCUCGCUCCAGGUCGUCCUCGUCGUCGUCGUCCUCUAAGUCCCACAUGGAUGAUUUGCCCAAGCCCAAGCCCGAGCUCAAAAACGAUGGCUUUAACAGGGCUCGGCUGGCUCCGACCGAGACGCCAGCGGCGAAAGAAGCGCCGUGGAGAGGAUUUCAAGUCCGAUUUCGCGGGAGGGGCUGGAAGAGUGGCAACGACCAGGGAGACUCCAAUCCAGACCUGCCAGUAGCACCCACGAACCAAGACUGUGAUCAGGGAUGUCCCCCAAAGAGCAGAAAAUACUACUUGCAUGAUGACAGAGAUGGCGAGGUAGAAGCAAGCAAGUGGACGGACAAUCAAGGCGGGCACGGACGUGGCGGGGGCGGCUUCUCACGUGGACGGGCAAGGUUUCUCAUACGGAAAACCAAUGAUGGGGGGCCGAACAUCAGCUGGGCCCAAGAUAAGUUCCUGGUCAACGACAUGCGGGAGGACCAGAUGGAACAGGACCAGAAAGACAGAAAUACUUGAUCGUCAACACCUUAAGAGAUCGUCUUCUUAUGGGAUCUGAUUUGUAUCCACGUGAAUAUUCGACAAUGGCAGAUGUAACUACUUACGAGAUGUUACUUUAUAGUCAUAACACAGUGGACUACUAUUUCACCUACUGUACCUUCUCUGGUUAUAGCCAUGCUUUACAAAAUGACUGGUGGACUUUUUGGAGUGUCAGUUGAAAAAAAGAAAAUCACAUUUUUACCUUAAACUUUUCAAACUGACUCGAGGCUUUUAAAAUCAAAUGCCUGCAUGAGCUAUGAAAAAAAGUGCUUCUUGUGGUUGGGUUUCAAGCAGUGGCGGGUCUUCAAUGGGGGACUUACCUGACUUAAUCCACCACUUAAUACGUGUUUAAUUCAUUCAUUCAUCAAUUCACGUUGCAAUAUUCGAAAGCAUCAAUACUAUACAAAAAUGUCAGAUAACGUCCCACAUGUACAUUAUUUAGAGCAGUUCACAAUCAAUAUUUAUAUACUAAGAUGACAAAAACAUUAUUGAUAAACUAUAGACACAUCAGAGAGGCCGAUUAUUAAAAGUAUUAAGGUGUGCAGAUAGCUACAGACAUGCAUUGCUCAUCAAAUCUGGCUUUCUCUGACCAACCAAUCAGAGGUCUGAACAAUGUUGACGUUAUUGUAAGGCAGUUAGCUGUCCCUCUGAGGCAAAUUUGAAAUCUGAUUGGUUGAAGAAAUUGCCGAUAUAUUUUAAGGAAAAUCGGCCAUCACGACUGAUUCUGAAGACCCUGGGCAGAUAGGUUUGACAUGGCAACACAUAAAGGCUCAAAUAUGGCUGGACAAAAAAAAUAAUAAUCUAACAUCCACGUACACUGUACACAUACAAGAAGCAGCCAAGAAUAAUGCUUUUAAAUGAAGAAAAUAUGGAAUAAAUGGCUAAAAUUUUAUUAAUAGAUAAUAAUUAGAUUAUCCAUCCAUCCAUUUUCUGAGCCGCGUCUGUCUCCUCACUAGGGUCGCGGACGUGCUGGAGCCUAUCCCAGCUGUCAUCGGGCAGGAGGUGGGGUACACCCUGAACUGGUUGCCAGCCAAUCGCAGGGCACAUACAAACAAACAACCAUUCGCACUCACAUUCACACCUACGGGCAAUAUUACAAUUUAGGUUGUAGGUGAAUGCUUCUGAUAGGUCAGCAAAAAAGGCCAUGCUCUCCCUCACAGGUUACCACUGCACUUCUCAAAAUGGCUUAUGGACUUUUUCAAAAUCACUUUUGUACCUUAAACAUUUGAAAUUGUUUGACCUUUUAUGCUUCUUUGUAGUUAAUAGUUGUGUCACCUUGGGAUUCAAAGGCACUUAAGGACACUUUUGACCUUGAUCUGACAAAGGGACCAAACUGUAAAGGGUCAUCAAAAAGUCAGGUCGGAUUUACAGGAGCAUGAAGCAAACUACCUGGACUUUUAUGUGGCUGUUCACAUUUUGAAUUUCUGUUGUUCACAAUAGGAGCUUUAGCAAGCUACAACCCCAAUUCCAAUGAAGUUGGAACGUUGUGUUAAACAUAAAUAAAAACAGAAUACAAUGAUUUGAAAAUCAUGUUCAACCUAUAUUUAAUUGAAAACACUACAAAGACAAGAUAUUUAAUGUUCAAACUGAUAAACUUGAUUGUUUUUAGCAAAUAAUCAUUAACUUAUAAUUUUAUGGCUGCAACACGUUCCAAAAAAUUUGGGACUGGUGGCAAAAAAGACUGAAAAGUUGAGGAAUGCUCAUCAAACACCUGUUUGGAACAUCCCACAGGUGAACAGGCUAAUUGGGAACAGGUGGGUGCCAUGAUUGGGUAUAAAAGGAGCUUCCCUGACUUACUCAGUCAUUCACAAGCAAAGAUGGGGCGAGGUUCACCUCUUUGUGAACAAGUGCAGUUUAAGGACAGUGUUCCUCAACGUACAAUUGCAAGGAAUUUAGGGAUUUCAUCAUCUAUGGUCCAUAACAUCAAAAGGUUCAGAGAAUCUGGAGUAAUCACUGCAUGUAAGCGGCAAGGCCGAAAACCAACAUUGAAUGCCCGUGACCUUCGAUCCCUCAGACGGCACUGCAUAAAAAAAAAACGACAUCAAUGUGUAAAGGAUAUCACCACAUGGGCUCGGGAACACGUCAGAAAACCAAUGUCGGUAAAUGUAGUUCGGCGCUACAUCCGUAAGUGCAACUUGAAACUCUACUAUGCAAAGCAGAAGCCAUUUAUCAACAACACCCAGAAACGCUGUCGGCUUCUGUGGGUCCGAGCUCAUCUAAGAUGGACUGAUGCAAAGUGGAAAAGUGUUCUGUGGUCCGACGAGUCCGCAUUUCAAAUUGUUUUUGGAAAUUGUGCACGUUGUGUCCUUCGGGCCAAAGAGGAAAAGAACCAUUCGGACUGUUAUGGACGCAAAGUUCAAAAGCCAGCAUCUGUGAUGGUAUGAGGCUGUGUUAGUGCCAAUGGCAUGGGUAAAUUACACAUCUGUGAAGGCACCAUUAAUGCUGAAAGGUACAUACAGGUCUUGUAGAAACAUAUGCUGCCAUCCAAGCAAAGUCUUUUUCACGGACGCCCCUGCUUAUUUCAGCAAGACAAUGCCAAACAACAUUCCGCAUGUGUUACAACAGCGUGGCUUCGUAGUAAAAGAGUGCGGGUACUAGACUGGCCUGCCUGCAGUCCAGACCUGUCUCCCGUUGAAAAUGUGUGGCGCAUUAUGAAGCAUAAAAUAUGACAAUGGAGACCCCGGACUGUUGAACAGCUGAAACUGUACAUCAAGCAAGAAUGGGAAAGAAUUCCACCUACAAAGCUUCAACAAUUAGUGUCCUCAGUUCCCAAACAUUUAUUGAAUGUUGUUAAAAGAAAAGGUGAUGUAACACAGUGGUAAACAUGACCCUGUCCCAACGUUUUGGGAACAUGUUGCAGCCAUAAAAUUCUAAGUUAAUGAUUAUUUGCUAAAAACAAUAAAGUUUAUCAGUUUGAACAUUGAAUAUAUUGUCUUUUUAGUGUAUUCAACAAUUAAAUAUAGGUUGAACAUUAUUUGCAAAUCACUGUUUUCUGUUUCUAUUUAUGUUUAACACAACGUCCCGACUUCAUUCGAAUUGGGGUUGUAGAUGUUGGAAAACAAUUAUUAACAUAUAUCUAAAUAUAAAAUUAGUUUGAAGUUUUGUGUUCGUUAAGCAGGAUUUACAUUUGGUUAAGGUAUAAUUUGCAUCUUUAAACAUUUCUCAAGCCAGUUAAUGUGACAUUGUGUGCUUAUGUGUCAACAUUACCCAGUCAAAUUUUUUAUACUUACAGAAACUGUAAGAACGUUUCACACAAAUUAGUAGUUUUUUUUGCUGAAGUAUCUUAAAAACACAAAUAAUUAGUUUACGCCUGUUUGUGUACAUGAGCAGACUCUGGCCUCCACAGUAUACACAGGGUGUAUACAUGAAAUAAGGUUAUGGUAUUUAUAAGAACUUUUAAAGAUGAUUAAAAAGUUGGGGGGAAUAGUCUGCAUGGAGGUCAGCUACAGUAUAUGUAAAAAUGAAAGUUAGUAAUAUUUGUGUUCACCUGGUGUGCCUGCUUGUGUUACGCUUGAGCUAACUGGCUCGAUAAUAAUCGUUUUUUCAUGGGUGUUUCUUGUGUUCCGGAAGACUGUUUAAUUAAAUGGAACA